Nerophis ophidion (straightnose pipefish) is the source of this 3815-nucleotide messenger RNA. RefSeq names its product multiple C2 domains, transmembrane 2a (gene mctp2a). Gene Ontology annotation, biological process: regulation of neurotransmitter secretion. Gene Ontology annotation, cellular component: synaptic vesicle membrane. Lineage: Eukaryota; Metazoa; Chordata; Actinopteri; Syngnathiformes; Syngnathidae. The record is from RefSeq and is a predicted model, not a curated record. Gene Ontology annotation, molecular function: calcium ion binding.
CUCGUUUCGCCACCGUCAUGGUACUCCACCAAUGGCCAGCCUCCAAUUCAGAAGGUGUGCCCCACAUGUUCCUGCUGCCAUAAUGAUGAGGCCGCCCUUCUGAGAAGGUUCUCGUCUUUGAAAUUUGGGUGUGUGGCGACUGAGCAGGAGGUCCUCAUAAUGGAGGACAAAAAAAAGAAGAAGAUUUUUGACAAUGUCCGAAUAAGAAAGCUCGUCAAUCUGAUGAAGCCAGGCAAAAAAGCAGCUGUGAAGGAAACACUUGCCCAAAGGCGCAGUAUAUCCGUGCCGGACGUUAGGCUUGAACAAGGAGAAUCACGUUCACCAGGGAAUGUUUUGUUGUCGACAUCUUCCUUUAAUGCUAAUUCUUCCAAGUUGAGUGAUAGCGAUUCCACUGCAAGUGGCUCGAUUCAUGACAAGUCAGAAAUGAAACUCGAAGUUUCCACAGAUAUCCCAGGUGAAGGCUGCAAUGCAGCAUAUUCGCCGUUCAGAACAGCGGCUCUCAAUGAGCAAAUUGAUAAUGAGGUCUUAUCAAGCUCGGAGGCGAAGACACAUGUGAGCGAAGGAGUAGACAAACCAGCCAGGAAGAAACCACCUACAUUUUUUUUCGGCCCGCUUGGUGCACGAAGUUCCAUUUUGGAAAAUGCACGAGUCACUCCACCAAGACCGCAUUCUGCAACAGGUUUUGAGGAAAGACCUUGGACACCUGAGGGCGGGGGUUAUCCAGAAACUGUUGAUGAACUGCUUGCAAACUCUCAGGCAGGACAAAAGAUUCCCAAUUCAAAUGCCAAGGGUGUUUACUUCAGGCAGGACAGGCUCCUGUCGGGAAAAAGGACUCCAUCACCUCUCAUAGAAAAGGUGCCUUUGACAAUGGAGUUUUUGGGUAAACCUCUGGAUAGCAUGGAUGGAAGCUCAGAAAACUUUGGGUCCAGCGAGGACCAGGAUGCCCUAUCAUGGAUGGCAGACUUGGAGAGACUGGAUAAGGAACGCACCUCAAUCACAAGUGACUUUAAUAUUGAGGUACCUUCACUAGAAGGAGGAACUAUGGAAGACAUUGAGAUGUCCAGUGAGCCAUUUGACUUAUUUGACGAAAUCCUUCGAGGUCCAUCAGAAAGCCCAGUAUUGCCAGCAGGGUCAGAUGUCCAAUCACUGGCCCCACUCCAGAAGUACCUACUUUGCAUCAGUUUGAAGCAGGGACAGAACCUGGUCAUCCGAGACAAACGUUCAGGUACAAGUGAUCCUUAUGUGAAGUUCAAACUGGAGGGAAAACAAUUCUACAAGAGCAAAGUGGUGAAUAAAAAUUUGAAUCCUCGGUGGAAUGAAUGCUUCUCCUAUCCUCUGCAGGACAAAGAACAUAAUGUGGAAGUUCGGGUCUACGAUAAAAAUCUGACGACAGAUGAUUUCAUGGGUUCGAGCACUAUCGCACUAAAUGAUCUUAAACUUUACAAGACCUAUGAAAUGGAGUUGCGCCUCAGCGAUCCUAAAAGCAAAGAAGAAGACAUGGGAGUAAUUAACGUUGACGUCUGUCUUAUGUUUCGUGACGCCACCCUCAAAAGAACCUCGAAAUGGCCAGGAAAGAAGAAUAAGCUGAAGGCCACACAGCUGCAGAGCCCGGCCGAGAUGCAGAGGAGUCAGCUGAAGAGCCGCAUGACGGGGGUGCUCGCCAUCACCCUGGUGGAGGGACAGGAUAUGCCGCAGUACGGCCAAGGCGACAUCUAUGUCCGCUUUCGUCUUGGCAAUCAGAAGUACAAGAGCAAGAACCUCUGCAUUCAGGCCAAUCCUCAAUGGAGAGAGCAGUUUGACUUCAAUCAGUUUGCAGAUAACCAAGAACCUCUGCAGGUGGAGGUGUAUUCAAAGAGAGGCAGGAAGGGUGAGGAAUCAUGGGGAAUGUUUGAGGUUGACCUGUCCCGACUUGUCGUCAAUGAGAGGCAGCUCUACACGCAUGUGCUGGAUCCGGGGAAGGGCAAGCUGGUGUUUUUGGUCACCCUCCGACCGUGCUGGGGGGUCUCGGUGUCUGACCUUGAGAUGGCUACUUUAGAUAAACCUGAAGAGAGAGACGCCGUGGUGGAGAAAUUUAGCUUAAAGAACUCCUCUAAGUACCUGAGAGAAAUCGGUUUCCUUCAGAUCAAAGUCUUAAGAGCCAAUGAGCCUGCUACAGACCUCAAUGGAAGAAUCAACCCGUUUUGUGUCAUUGAGCUCGGGAAACAGCAAACUCAAACCCACACUGUCUACAAGACAGUCAAUCCCGAGUGGAACAAAGCACUCACUUUCCCAGUUAAGGACAUCCAUGAUGUGAUUGAGCUGACUAUCCUGGAUGAAAACGGAGACAAAACCCCAAACUUUAUGGGCAAAGUGGCCAUUCCAUUACUGACUGUUCAGAAUGAGCAGCAGAUUUGUCUGUUGUUGAAGAAAGAGGACUUGAGCUGUGCCGCUAAAGGAAGUGUCACACUGGUGAUAGAGGUCGUAUACAACAAAGUUCGGGCUGCUAUUCGAACUUUUCAACCGAAGGAGGAAAAAUUUACAGAGGAAAAUGUGAAGUUUUCCAAAAAGGUUCUUGCCCAGAAUAUAUAUAGGGUCCGGAAUAUCAGCACAGCAGUCCUGUACACGUUACAGUACAUUAGGAGCUGUUUUCAAUGGGAGAACACACAACGGAGUCUCAUAGCCUUCCUGAUCUUUCUGGUGACAGUUUGGUACUCGGAGCUCUUCAUGUUCCCCCUUUUCCUGCUUCUACUUAUCGGCUGGAACUACUUGCAGCUCAGUGGGAGGAACUCCAACCCCGACCUGGUGAACAUGAGCAUAGGUGAGGAUGAAGAGGACGACGAGAAGGAGCUUAAUAAAAAGGGUUUAAUGGACAAGUUCUACAUGGUGCAGGAAGUGGUCUUGUGUGUUCAGAACGUUUUGGAAGAGGUCGCAAACAUGGGGGAGCGAAUAAAGAACAUAUUCAACUGGUCUGUUCCAUUCAUGUCUUGUCUGACUUGCUUGGUACUGUUUUCCGCCACGACGCUGUUAUAUUUCAUCCCCCUGCGAUAUAUAGUGCUGAUAUGGGGCAUUAACAAAUUUACCAAGAAGCUGCGCAACCCGUAUGCAAUUGACAGUAAUGAGUUGCUGGAUUUCCUCAAGAGGAUGCCUUAUGAUGUUCAGAAGGUGCAGUACAGCGCCCUGAGAGCGCCGAGCCAGAGCCAACCGCGCAGGAAAAAGUAAGCUCAGGCGGAUAAGAGGCCGGCCCCCCCGUGCCAGAGCAGGGUUCGACCCGGUCCACCUGACAACGCACCGGCGCCACCCGAGCCCGUGACCCCGCCGUAGCGCCCCCCCGACUCUGCCCUCCCCCUUCCAGUCGCCCUCUGACCGGCGUGUUUGCCUCCCCGGCUGACAGGCGGUGUGAGCAGCAGCAGGAGGAGGGCAGCGCACGGCCCCGUCAAUCAGCCGCCUGGAGGUAAAGAAGGAAGCAGUGCGAGGCUCUGCCUUCAUCUUUGGAUGUAAUUUAGAGGAGGAAUGAGGCGCGUCGGCUUUGGCUUACCUUAGAUCUCCUGCCUCUCUUUUUUUUUUUCUGCAGAUAUUUGCCCGAAGGUAAAUUUAAUGCCAGCUUAACAAUUCAUGGAAAACAAACUGUGGCAAUAUUUUCCUCUUGAUCCGUGUGCUAAUAUCACAAUAAGCCAGAACUCAGCGCGAAUGUAUUUUUUGCACAACUUCCUUUUUUGGUAAGGAUUUCUAGUAUAGAACAAUGCUGCCUGAUAUAGACACACAGUUUAUGCUCUAUGUUGUUUUUAUGUUUUGUCAUUGUUGUACAUACUAUUAAAUAUGUUUUUUUUUUUAAAAUA